Molecule: messenger RNA, 951 nt
Organism: Sinocyclocheilus rhinocerous
Lineage: Eukaryota; Metazoa; Chordata; Actinopteri; Cypriniformes; Cyprinidae
Product: ferritin, middle subunit-like
Exons: 4
Coding region: 179-715 (178 amino acids)
Biological process (GO): iron ion transport; intracellular iron ion homeostasis
Cellular component (GO): cytoplasm
Molecular function (GO): ferric iron binding; ferrous iron binding
Source: RefSeq, a predicted model, not a curated record
UCCACUGACUCAGCAUUAUUAUGCGCUGAUCGUAUAUAAGAUGAUGAUCAUUUCACUCACAGCUUCGGGAAGAUCUAAAAGAGGUUCUUGCUUCAACAGUGAUUGAACGGAACUUCGAUCUCAUCGAAAUUUCAUAUUUUUUUACGUUUUUUAUAAUAAAACUAUAAAACCCGCCGAAAUGGAGACUUCUCAGGUUCGCCAGAACUACGACCGCGACUGCGAGGCUUUGAUCAACAAGAUGAUCAGUUUGGAGCUGUACGCUGGAUACACAUACACGUCCAUGGCUCACUACUUCAAACGGGAUGACGUCGCCCUUCCUGGAUUUGCCAAGUUCUUCAUGAAGAACAGUGAGGAGGAGCGCGAGCAUGCUGAGAAAUUCAUGGAGUUCCAGAACAAGAGGGGUGGCCGCAUCGUCCUUCAGAAUGUCAAGAAACCAGAGCGUGAUGCAUGGGACAAUGGACUGACUGCUAUGCAGUGCGCUCUUCAGCUGGAGAAGAACGUCAACCAGGCUCUGCUGGACCUGCAUAAGGUUGCCUCUCAAAAGGGAGACCCUCAUCUGUGUGACUUCCUGGAGACUCACUACUUGGAUGAGCAGGUUGAGGCCAUCAAGAAGCUUGGUGACCACAUCACCAACCUUACCAAGAUGGAUGCUGGCAACAACAGGAUGGCGGAGUAUCUGUUUGACAAGCACACCCUGGAUGGUGACAGCAGCUAAAUGCAGCCCUCUGAUCAUUUGCAUGCUUUUAAAUUACUUUUAAAUCAGGUUUUAAGAGCACAUUAUAUGUUUUCAUGACACAGCUCAUAUACAGAAUUGUACAUUUUAAACAACUGAAAGGUUUAACAAGUAAAGGUUGAUGCAAUCUUGUUAUAGCCAAGCCAUUGCUUUCCUGUUUAAUGUUCACGAAUUGGUCUUAACCUGGUGUAUUUGAGGAAUAAACAUUUUGGACUGGA